CUCUCUCUCUCUCUCUCGUCUAUAAUUCCGUGCUGGGUUUUAAUCCCAAGAAGACUGAAAAGAGAACCAUUGAGCGUGUGAAGGCUAAGGAAACGGGGGGGAAAUAAAAGAUCAUAAAUGAAGGAAAAGUAUAAUACCAUACAUGUCUUUUGAAUUUAAUUUUCUUUUUUCCAGAAAAAGGGAAGAAAUCAAUUUCGCUUUUAGUGAUAGAUUUUUUUUUGGGGGGUAUGAACAGCAAAGACUUUCUCCUUUGUGUCUUUGCCGUUCCAUAAAGGGCCAAACCAAACCAAACUAAAAUCAAACACCCUAAUCUCUCAGCACUCAUGGGUUUCACUUCUUCCAACAACAAAGAUGACGAUACCAAAGAAGAGGGAGAGAGUCAGGAGCUUGAACUUGAGCUUCAACUAGGUCCCAGAUCAGGAAAGAAGCCUAGAUCUACUUCUGUUGCCUCAUCUUCAUCUUCGUCGUCUUCUUCGUCUUCACUUUUGCAGUUGCAGUUAGGAUUAGGAUUAGGAUUAGGGUUAGGGUUUGAUAAUGGCGAUAUCGGAGAGGGUUCUGUGGUGGCUUCUGGUAAUUAUCAUGAUCAUCAUGUACCUUCUGGUCUUCCUGUGCAAAGUGAGGACUUGCACCUGCAGCCCACCAGAGUGGAGACGAAUGGUGUGUGGUUUGCUCUUUUUUCUGCGCCUAAUCGGGAAGGAGAGAUGCUGCCUCAAAUAUCGAGGGCGUAUAUUAGAGUGAAAGAUGAGGAGGCGACGGUUUUGUUGGUGAAGCUUUACCUGGCUAAAAAGCUUGGGCUCAGAACUGAAGCUGGGAUAGAAAUUUUAUGCAUGGGACAUCCAUUGUUGAAUGGCUCAAUGAAACUUACAUAUGUGCGCGAUUUCAUAUGGCGUCCUAGAAUACUGGCUCGGUCUUUAAGUGCAAUUGCAUCGGGGAAUGAUGGAAAUGAUCCCGCUCAAUAUUAUUUAAUGCGCCUGAGUUACAGUUUGACCUAGUACCUUCCCAAUCCUCUCUCUUUUUUUGUUGCUGCAACUUGUAAUAAAUGCAUACCAAUUAGAGGAUUUAUAUAUUACUACAACUGUUUUUUGUA
This is a messenger RNA of Macadamia integrifolia, 1087 nucleotides long. Its product is annotated as probable E3 ubiquitin protein ligase DRIPH. Lineage: Eukaryota; Viridiplantae; Streptophyta; Magnoliopsida; Proteales; Proteaceae. Gene Ontology annotation, biological process: multicellular organism development. The record is from RefSeq and is a predicted model, not a curated record. The transcript is spliced from 4 exons. The coding region runs from base 324 to 992 and encodes 222 amino acids.